AUGGCACCAAGAAAACGCAAGGCUGAGGAAACUGCAGCGGCUACGGUGUCGCCGGUAAGAGUAACGCGCUCUGCGACGAGAAAAACUCGUUCAUCGGCGAAGAGAUCGCGAUCCGAUUUAGUGGAGUUACCAGAUCAGAGAAAAUCAUCGAGUAAGACGAAGAAGAGGGUUAAGAAAACUAAAGGUAUUGAAGGUUCUGCGGCUGAAAGUGAGAAAGUGGAAGGAGAAACUUCCAAGAAUGUUCAAGAACUUUCUGCUGUUGGUUAUGAGAAAGCCGAAGGAGGAACUUCCAAGAACGAUCCAGAAGAUUCUACGGCUGAAGGUGUGAAAGCCGAAGGAGGAACUUCCAAGAACGAUCCAGAAGAUUCUACUGCUGAAGGUGUGAAAGCCGAAGGAGGGUCUUCCAAGAACGAUCCAGAAGAUUCUACGGCUGAAGGUGUGAAAGCCGAAGGAGGAACUUCCAAGAACGUUCCAGAAGCAUGUGCGGUUGAAGGUGUGAAAGCGGAAGAAGAAAAAUCCAAGAACGAUCCAGAAGCUUGUGCGGUUGAAGAAGUGAAAGCGGAAGUAGAAUCAUUCAAAAACGAUCCAGAAGCUUGUGCGGUUGACGAAGUGAAAGCGGAAGGAGGAACUUCGAAGAUCGUUCUAGAAGCUUGUGCGAUUGAAGAAGUGAAAGCGGAAGUAGAAUCAUUCAAAAACAAUCCUGAAGCUUCCGCAGUUGAAGAAAUGAAAGCGGAAAUAGAAAUCGUGAUGAAUGUUCCAGAAGCUUCUGCUGAUGUUAUUGAGAAAGUGGAUGUAGAAAUCGCGAAGAAUGUUCCUGAAGCUUCGUCUGCUGAUGGCGAGAAAGCGGAAGGAGAAACCUCCAAGAACGUUCUAGAAAUUCCUGCGACUGAAGGAGAAAAAUUGGAAGGUGAAACAUCGCAGAAUGUUCUAGAAAUUUCUGCGUUUGAAGGAGUGAAAGCGGAAGGAGAUACAACUAAUUACGUUCCAGAAGCUUCUGCGACUGAAAAAGAAACAUCUAAGAACAUUUCAGGAGUUUUUGUGACUGAAAGUGAGAAAGCGGAAGGAGAAACCUCUAAUAACGUUCCAGAAACUUCUGUGGCUGAAACUGAGAAAGAAAAAGCAGGAGCCUCAAGGAGCGUUCCAGAAGCUUUUGCUGCUGAAAAAGAAACAUUCCAGAACGUUGUAGAAACUCUGUUUGAAAACGACGGAGCAGGGAAUGAAGCUAACCCUGCUUUGGGGGUACUGGAAGAGAAAAUGGAAGAUUUCAGGAAGGAUGCCAAUUUGAAGCCUUAG
Vicia faba (fava bean) is the source of this 1293-nucleotide messenger RNA. Lineage: Eukaryota; Viridiplantae; Streptophyta; Magnoliopsida; Fabales; Fabaceae. The record is from the annotation of a GenBank genome assembly.